Nanorana parkeri is the source of this 1506-nucleotide messenger RNA. RefSeq names its product solute carrier family 29 member 3 (gene SLC29A3). Gene Ontology annotation, biological process: nucleoside transmembrane transport. Gene Ontology annotation, cellular component: plasma membrane; Golgi apparatus. Gene Ontology annotation, molecular function: nucleoside transmembrane transporter activity. The transcript is spliced from 7 exons. Bases 80 to 1450 code for a protein of 456 amino acids. The record is from RefSeq and is a predicted model, not a curated record. NCBI's taxonomy places the organism in Eukaryota, Metazoa, Chordata, Amphibia, Anura, Dicroglossidae.
AGGAGGAAGGGGGCGGGGUAUCGGCCCGGCUCCAUCGUCAACAAACCUCGCUCCCCCGGAUUUAUGUGCCGCAUCAGAAAUGGUGGAGGAGCCUUUAGGCAGCACAAAUGCCCGUUAUAGGCCCUCGGAUGAGCAGGACUGUCUGAUGGAGGAAAAAGGAAGAAAUUAUUAUGUCAAGCCGGUGGACCACUUUAAUGGCACUUAUAUUAUAUUUUUUCUGCUGGGGGUGGGUUCCGCACUCCCUUGGAAUUUUAUUUGCACAGCAAAACACUAUUGGAUAUACAAACUAAGAAAUUGCUCGGAUAUUCUAGUGAUAGAAAAACCUGAUGUUUCAGACCUGAGUGACUACUUUGAAAGUUACUUUUCCAUUGCCAGUUCUGUACCGUCAGUGCCAUGUCUUGUGCUGAAUUUCUUCCUGGUAAACAGGGUUACUUCUCAAGUGCGAAUACUGUCAUCACUACUUGUUAUGUUACUUGUUUUUAUCCUGGUCACUGUGCUGGUAAAAGUGGACACCUCCACCUGGACUAUGGGAUUCUUUGCUCUUUCACUGGUGUGUGUUGCUAUUCUUAGUGGAGCAUCAAACAUCCUUACAGCCAGUGUCUUCGGUGUCACUGGACGCUUUCCAAUGCAACACUCCCAGUCCCUCAUAUCAGGCCAGGCUAUGGGUGGUACAAUUAGUGCACUGGCAGCCAUUUUGGACCUUACAAUUGCUUCCAAUGUAACAGAUAGUGCCCUUGCAUAUUUCCUCACUGCAGACAUCUUUCUCCUUAUCUGCAUUGCUGUCUACUUGCUCCUACCAAAAAUUGCGUAUUCCAGCUAUUACUUGAAUUUACCCGACGAGCCUAGAGACACUUCUACACCUGAAGAUCCUGUGGUGACAGAUGAAAUAUCAUCUUCAAAGACAAACUCUCCACCAAUAAUCCCUAUCCUGAAGAAAGUCAAAGUGCUGGCUGCUUGCUUAUUGUACACCUUCUUCAUCAGCAUCAUCAUCUUCCCCACCAUCUCUGCUGGUAUUGAGUCUGUUGAUAAACACACUGAUAGCAUUUGGACCAACAAAUAUUUUACCCCCAUGACUUGUUUCCUGCUUUAUAACUUUGCUGACUGGAGUGGACGGCAGAUCACAACGUGGAUCCAAGUCCCCGGACCCAAAAGCAAGAUGCUGCCAACACUGGUUUUUCUCCGAACGUGUUUCAUCCCCUUGUUUAUGUUUUGUAAUUACCAACCUCGGAAACACAUUUAUGACGUUUUUUUCCAGAAUGAUGUCUAUCCGGUUAUCUUUAUCACAUUGCUGGGGUUAAGUAAUGGUUAUUUAGGGACACUUUCUAUGGUGUAUGGUCCUAAGGUUGUCCCCAAGGAAUUCUCAGAAGGCACCGCAAUAAUAAUGUCUUUUUUCCUUGGGUUAGGGUUAGCUAUUGGAUCUGCUUUCUCUUCUCUUGUUCAUUUAAUAUAGUUAACAUAUUUUUAUUUUUAUUUCAAAGGAUUGAUAAUUUAUUGCAAUGGCAGGAA